UGAAAAGGUGUAGUUUUUGUUGAAUGAAAAUUUUAAUGUCUCAGCAACACAGGUAACGACAUCUCUGAACCUCGAAGUGUUUAGUAUUACCACAGCAGGUGAUUGAUCCCCUGUUUACCGAGCUAAGAUAGUGCUAGCACGGACCUGAGGGAUCGAGUGUAUCCUUCUGAAUCUCAAGUUCCUUUCACGAGUUGAUUUUGGUUUGAUUUGAAACAUAUUUGCUCAUUGGCUGAGGCUGUUCUGUGAAGAUGGAUGGAAACAAACAGUCCUAUAGGCCAUGGUCGACUGCAACCAUGAAUUCAGAAAUCGCAGCAGCCGCGGAUAGUAGAAUGGAUCUUUCGCGACACAUGCAGGUUCCUGACAAGAUCUACGUUAGCGAGUCCCACUCCACUCCAAGCAGCCACCCAACACCGACGUAUCGAUCCAGUGCUGUGUCCACACCACAGACGGCGAUACCAUCGGCAGCCGAGCUAAAUCGCUCUGCAUCGGGCGGUGCUGCGGACUAUACCGAAACCGGCAUGAGUGUACCCCGUAGAAUUCUAAUGGGAGGCGACACUCCGAGCAGUCACACAACAGCCCGGCCACAUUUUCCCGAGUCGGCAAUGGUUAGCGAGCCGACACAUGCCGGUGCAGGACGACAGCUAGGCACGCCGCAGAGAUUUGAGGAUUUGCACUACAGCCACGCCCUUGAAGAGCAAUCCCGCCCCGUCAGUCAUGCCGCUGCGUCGGCUGUGGCAUUGCGACACGAUGGCUCUUCCCCCGAUCAUAUGUUGUCCGAGAUCGACGGCUUGAAGCGGCGAGUCGCUCUGCUGGAGAAGCGGCUGGCAGCCGGCGGUGGUGGUGGCUCAGGUGAUGAGUCGCCGCGCGGAGGUGGCUUGCUGAUGGUCAUGAUUCUAAGCUUCUGGCUCUUCAAUCCCGUCAUGUUCUACUUGUGGAGAGGAUCGAGAUAACCGAGACUGUUACCGGCGGAGUGUGUCUGCGUGGCCAGGCACUGCGUUAGUUCCGGCCACUCGUGUGAAUCGCAACCGGGCGUUUCCAAAGUGGAAUCACGCUGUUUGAUUCGUUUGCUGACGCCAACGCCACUCGGCCUGUGAGAGGUCAUCAAUGAAUUCUGGAUGCUAUCCUGUAACGUGUAAUACAGCUCAGUCUGACUCUCAAUAUGUCCUUGCUACAAUUCCCCAGGGCUGCAACAGUGCAUUUACUACUAGUUCUGAGCUGCUCACUCCUGACGUCCUCAUAUUACUGAGCUGCUCACUCCAGACUUCCUGCAACUAUUUUUCAAUGUACUACCGUUUCUUACCUCGGUAGUAUGGGAUAUGGGCAUAUGGCCUUUGUUACUUUUCCAAAUGUCUUUCCAUACUCCAUAGUUACCUCUUCCCCCUUUCCCUACAUUUUAACAUUAUGUUACACUACUUCGAAGGACUAUUAUGUAUGUAGUUUGAGCAGAAUUUUCUGUGAGUUCUUA
Messenger RNA from Sycon ciliatum, 1465 nucleotides. RefSeq lists its product as uncharacterized. The record is from RefSeq and is a predicted model, not a curated record. The coding region runs from base 249 to 950 and encodes 233 amino acids. The transcript is spliced from 3 exons. Lineage: Eukaryota; Metazoa; Porifera; Calcarea; Leucosolenida; Sycettidae.